Molecule: messenger RNA, 3376 nt
Organism: Polistes canadensis
Lineage: Eukaryota; Metazoa; Arthropoda; Insecta; Hymenoptera; Vespidae
Gene: olf413
Product: MOXD1 homolog 2
Exons: 10
Coding region: 1275-3233 (652 amino acids)
Biological process (GO): norepinephrine biosynthetic process; dopamine catabolic process; octopamine biosynthetic process
Cellular component (GO): secretory granule membrane
Molecular function (GO): copper ion binding; dopamine beta-monooxygenase activity
Source: RefSeq, a predicted model, not a curated record
UCCCGGCCUCAGGUCGCGACGGGUGUUCAGUUCACAGGCGAGAGCCGUGCCGCGCGGUUCGCUUGUGUCGUUCUGUUGUCGUUCUCGUUACAAAGUUCAAAGUUCUCGUUCACUUCGUCGUGUCCUCUUAUCGUGUACUACCACCACCUAUCUCUUUCUCUGCUUUUUUUUGUUGACUCAUUCAUUACAUUGCAUAAUAAAUAACGCAUGCUCAUUUCUCUCGAUUUAUCGAGAAAUUUUCCGAUAAGAUCGUUUUUUAGAGAAACGAGUCGCACCUUCCUUAAUUAUUUAUCUCACAUUAUCUCUCGUUAAAUAAUAAAUGUUUUUUUUUCGAGGAAUAAGUGUGUGUGUGUGAGAGAGAGAGAGAGUGAGAGAGAGAGAAAGAGAGCAAAAAAAAGAGUGAAAGAUAGAGAGAGAUACGAAGAAGUAACAAGGUGUUGAGAUUAAUUUCGUAUUGACCAGUUUCCGCGUGUGCGAUUUAUUAUUAAUCGAAGACUAUAGAGGUGUUACUUUAUUUUACCUCGCUUAAGACACAAAUAUACAGAGAAAAGAGUCGACGAAAUCGUGUUGAUUUUUGUCAAGUUAUUUAACGAAGAAUUUUAAUCUCGAAUUUAAAUAAAUCGGAAAGGAUUUUUUUUUAGAGGUGUGCGAGAGAAGAAGAGUUCGUAACGUUAAUCGAUAUAUAUCUGGUACUCGACGUAGGACACUUACUUUCUUUCGAACAAGGAUACUUAUUACUUUAUUAGUUUUUCUACUUUUGUGCGUGCAUUUUCUUUUUUGUUGUUGUUGUUGUUGUUAUCUUUUUUAUCCCUCACUUUCCAUUUCGCGUGUGACAGUGACGAUAACAACAGUGUGUGCUGCAGCGUGAGCUCUUGUCUCUAAAGAGUAAAAAAAGUAAAGAAAAAAAGGGUAAAGAAAACAAGAGGAAGAGGAAGAGGAAGAGGACGAGAGGGAAAGAGAGAGAGAGAUAGAGAUCACGAGACAGAUAGAAGAACGUGGUAGGAGAAACUUUUCAACGGUGGAAUUAUCUGACGAAGGAAGACCACAUUAGGAGAAAAAAGAAAAGAGGAAAAAGGGACGAAGGACGAAGGACGAAGGAGAGUGAGAGUCGAUUGUUAAAAACCGGCGGCAAAAACGCAAAAGCGCUCCUUCGUAGCAAGUGACGCAAACUGCCGUGAGGGUCCGUGCUAAAGCUCAUGCACUGAAGAGAGGCAGUUAAUUCCAACGUUUUUGCUAUUAAGAGAAGUAGAAGAGAAAAAAAAGAAGAAGGAAAAAUGAAAUAUUUGACGUUGUCGUUCGUUCUUUUCCUCUUGAACACCGUUUUUUGCGUCGAGUGGAAACACAGCGCGAUCUUGGACAAUAAUUUUCUCGUUCUGUGGACACCAGGCGACAAGGAAGUAACUUUCGAGAUUCAAGUGAAGACCCUUGGUUAUGUCGGGCUCGGUUUCAAGAAGGAGGAUGGUCGAGAGGGAGCUGACAUGGUUAUUGGUUGGGUGGACAACAACGGUCAGGUUCAUCUACAAGAUCGACAUAUGAAGGAUGUGAGCAAGGAUCCAGAGGUGGAUUCGAGCCAAGAUUAUCGUCUCCUAUUGGGUUACGAGAACAAGACGCACACUGUGCUACGUUUCAGCAGAAGAUACGACACAUGCGACUCUAGGGAUCUCAAGAUCACGAAUGACACGAUGCAAGUUGUCUGGCAGUAUCACGCUAAGGAACCUGCAUCAGUAGCCGGUGUUUUACCUGGUCAUGGUGCGGUCAAAGGAUCAAGGCCGUUGUAUUUAGUUCAAAGAGAUACACAACCAAAACGUUCGUCAUAUAAUCAGGAGAGUGAAGCUGUACUGAAAACUUGGGACAUAUUGAAUCACGAGGUUUUACUACCGAGGGACAACAAGGAUUCGUUGCUCUGGUGUCAAAUAAUAAAAAUGCCAUACAUAAAUCGCAAGCAUCACGUUGUCAAGUACGAACCCGUUAUCGAACCUGGGAAGAAUACGUAUUUGCAUCAUAUGACCCUCUACGAGUGUCCGAAUAAUAAUCCUCAACUUGAAGAAGCUUCGAAAACAACUGGCAGUGUUUGUUACAAGGACGACAAUGCAACGCAAUGUAAUACGAUUGCUGCUACUUGGAGCUUAGGAUCUGAGCAGGGCUUUAAUUUUCCACCCGAGGCUGGCUAUGCUUUGUAUCCUGACAAUCGUUCGCGUUACUUCAUGCUCGAGACUCAAUACAUCAAUCCUCAACAAUUAGUCAACGACAAUUUGGAAGUCAGUGACAGUUCCGGAUUGAGAUUGUAUUAUACCGAUCAACUUAGACCUCACGACGCUGGAAUUUUGAGCAUAGGAAUUGAUCCUAAUUGGAGACACAUUAUCCCACCUGGACAACCAGAAGUAGUCUCUGAAGGUCAUUGCAUAACUGAGUGCACCGAACAAACUAUACCUAAUAGUGGUAUAAAUAUGUUUGCCGUAAUCAUGCAUACCCAUCAAUUAGGAAGAAAGAUAAGAUUUAGGCAGAUUCGUGCUGGUGAAGAAUUACCACCGAUUGCAUCGGAUACCAAUUAUGAUCCUACUUAUCAAGAAUAUCGCAAACUUCAACGACCCGUCAAAGUUUAUCCGGGCGACCACUUAGUUGCGGAAUGCACCUACUCGUCCGAGUCUCGUUCAACUAUUACGCUUGGAGGUUUGAUGACGAGACAAGAAACCUGUCUGAUAUCCGCACUGUAUUAUCCCCGGAUCGAAUUAUCGAUCUGUUAUUCUUUGCCAUCUUUACCAACCGUCCUGCAAAGUCUUGGCGUUCAAAAAGUCAUUCAAGAUUUAUCGUUAGUGAAAAUCCAGGAACCCAAGAGUCUUGCUGGAAUGACCUUGGAAGAUCGUUUAAUAAGUUACGACUGGGAGACAAGUUUCCAGAGUUUCCAAGAAGCUACUAAAGUUGGUACGUUUAUGCCAUUAUGUUGGACCAGUAAGGGUGCCCUACCUGGCACAGAAUCGUUGGUGUCACAUUAUCCAAGGAUUCUGUACUCCUAUGAAGAGACCAAUUUAGCAUGUUCCGACAUGGGUUUUCCUAUGGAUGCUGAAAGCGAUGAAGCAAACGCGGUAGAACGUGGUCAGUUGGUAAGAAGCAAGGUAUCGAGAAGUAGCGAAGGACCAACUGCAGCAAGUUCACCAUCAAUUGCGGGUCCUUUUUCUUUGCCACUUAUCCUUGGCACAACCCUUUUAAUAGGGCUCGCUGCUGGACUUAGGUGAACUAUCCUGAUCGGUAUUCGCGCGAUCGUCCCAAAUUCGAAGAAGUACCUCCGAGGAUCCGCUGUUUGAAAUAUAAAUAUAAGCGAAAGAAAAAUUCUACUCAAACUGAGACGAAGAAGUAGAAAUGGAAAAAUGAAAAAAGA